Molecule: messenger RNA, 2010 nt
Organism: Eimeria tenella
Lineage: Eukaryota; Apicomplexa; Conoidasida; Eucoccidiorida; Eimeriidae
Exons: 2
Coding region: 1-2010 (669 amino acids)
Source: RefSeq, a predicted model, not a curated record
AUGCUUAAGGGGGGAAAAAUUGCCCCGAUAACGGCACAAGCAGGAGUAACAGGUCAGCAGCAAUAUUCGCUUCAGCAGCAGCAGCUGCUGCAAAAGAAUUGGAAACACGGUUCUGAAGCAACAACAGCAGCAGCAACAGCGGCGGCAGCAGAAGCAACAGUAGCUGCAACAGCACAGAGCGGCGAGACAAGCAACCAGUGUGCGGUCCUAUGGGAAGCUUUAGCGGACCUUCACUCUCAUCCCACUUAUCUGCUGCAGUGUCCGCAGCAGCUGCUGCGUCUGCGGCGGCAGCUGCUGCAGCAACAACUGCAGCAGCAACUCCUUGCGGAGGGCCCCUGGGGGGAGCCCAUGAGGUUUGCUGCAGGCAAGGAAGCGCCGAGGACCCUCACGGCGGCGCUGCGGUGGGUCCCGCGUGCAGCAGCAGCAGAAGCCGCUGCCUUUGUCUCCCUGCUGCAGCUGCUGUAUACCCGUGGGGGAGCUGCUGCACUUGGAAUCCAGAAGCAGCAGCAGCAGCAGCAACAGGAAAAGAGACACAGCUUCUCUGCCGACGCUUCAGACGUAUGUGAAAGAAGCGACGAGGCUGCAGAGUCCCAUUUUCCACUUGUAAAUCAGCAACAGCAACAGCAGCAAGAGCAGCAACAGCAACAGCAACUACAACCGCAACUGCAGCAGCAGCAGCAGGUGCGGGGUUGGCUGCCGCUUUCAGACGCAGCAACUCUCCCCACUGAGGCUGGCAGCAGCGCAGCCACGCUACAGGAGCUGCUGAACCCCGCAGCCUUGCUAGAAGGGUCCCUUGAGGCUCUUCACGGGCCCCUUGCUGCUCAGCUUGCUGCUGUUCUCGACAGUAGCAUAAACAGCAGCAGCACCAGCACCAGCAGCUGCGGCAUCACAGCGUUCAAAAUAGGCUUGCUGCUAGAACAAGCAGCAGCGGCUACUGAGCAAGCAAUCGCUGCUGCCGUUCAGAACUCUCCUCAAAAGCGUCUUGAGAGAGAGCAGCAUCAGCAGCAGCAGCAGCAACAGCGGCAGCCGCUGCUGGUGCGUUUCUUGUUGGAUCUUUCAACGAGGGUGCUGGACAGGCUCGAGACCCAGUGGGACUCCUCGGCGCUGCUGCUGCCGCAGCUAUCCGCAGCAGCAGCAGCAGAAUGGGCCCCCGCCGCUGAAGAGGGGGCUCCACCCCGCAGCAGUUUGCCUCCGUUUCUAACGGCUUUUGCCUCGCGCCUGCAAGACCUGCUGUUAGCGUACGCAGCUUCUCUUUCUUCUCUGCAGCAGCCUCAGCAGCAGUUCCAGCAGCAGCCCCAGCAGCAGCAGCAGCAGCAGCCGACGCGCGCUGUGAGUCGCCUGGAGACGCUGGUAGGCCGCGACGUGUCCCGCUGCCUCAACUACUGUCUGCAAAUGGCUCACUUCAUGGGCAAGGCCUCGAGCUGCGUCUUUCUUAUAAAUUCGUUUUCAUGCUUGAGGGCCUCGCUGCAGCUGCAGAGUUUGGCGUUCAUGUGGGACGCCAGCCUGCAGGAGCAGCAGCAGCAGCUGCUGCAGGAGCAGCAGCAGCUGCAACAGCAGGUCUUGGUGCUGCAGGAGGCUGUGUCAAUGCGUGUGCAUCGGCAGCAGCGCCAACUGCUGACGCAGCUAAUAGAAGAGAAGACAGAAGAGUUAGGUAACCUGUUAGGUUUGGGGCUCUACGGCAGCAGCAGCUUGAGUCGCUGCAUGCAGGAGGCACCUCCUGCAGCCGCUGCAGCCACUUCUGCUGCUGCCGCUGCUGCUGCUGCCGGCCCCACCCUCAGGACUGGCGAUGCAUGCAAGCAGUUCAUUGCUGCAGUUCUAGGCUCCCCAAAAGCCCUCGACAUGCCCCUCCUUGCUGCUAUAAACGAGGGGGCAGCCCGCCGCCGCACCCGGGCCAUUGCCUUGGGGCUGCUGCUGGCGAAGUACACAGAGCUCUACAGCAAAGCUGCUGCAGAAUGCACACAACCCCCUCCACACUCGCCUCAGGAGCUCAAACUCAUAUUCGACCUAUAA